AAAAACCCUACGCAGAUCGAAGAAAAUCAUGGCGGAGCACUUGGCUUCCAUAUUCGGAACAGAGAAGGACAGAGUGAACUGCCCUUUUUACUUCAAGAUCGGAGCCUGCAGGCAUGGAGAUCGCUGCUCUAGGCUCCACACCAAGCCCAGCAUCAGCCCUACCCUUCUCCUCUCCAACAUGUACCAGCGCCCCGACAUGCUCACUCCUGGCGUCGAUUCUCAGGCGCAGUCUCAGUCCCUCGACCCCCGCAAGAUCCAAGACCACUUCGAAGAUUUUUAUCAGGACCUCUUUGAGGAGCUCAGCAAAUAUGGAGAUAUCGAGAGCUUAAAUAUCUGUGAUAAUCUUGCUGACCAUAUGGUGGGUAAUGUUUAUGUUCAGUUCAGAGAAGAAGAGCAUGCAGCGAAUGCGCUUAACAAUCUAAAUGGAAGGUUUUAUGCAGGACGCCCAAUCAUUGUUGACUUCUCUCCUGUUACGGAUUUCCGCGAAGCUACAUGUAGGCAGUAUGAGGAAAAUGUAUGCAAUCGAGGUGGCUACUGCAACUUCAUGCAUCUGAAGAAGAUUAGCAGGGAGUUAAGGAGGCGCUUAUUUGGGAGGAAUAGGCGAAGGCGUAGCCGCAGUAGAAGCCAUAGUCCUAACAGGCACCGUGGUUAUGAUGAACGCUCGCAUAAUAACCGCAGUUCUACUAGACGGGAUGAUGAUAGGGAUCGUCACCAUGAGAGGGGCAGGAGGCAUAGAAGCCGAAGUCCUGGACGCAGAGGAGGACGAAGCAGAAGCCCUGCAGGAAGGAGAAAUAGAAGUCCUGUUAGAGAGAGCAGUGUUGAAAGAAGGGCUAAGAUCGAGCAGUGGAACAGGGAGAGAGAACAGACAGAAUCUGGUAAUAGAGAUGGCCAAAAACCCGACAAUGACAGGAACAGUAAUGAUGAUGCUAAGAAUGGAGGUCAUUAUGAUGAUCCUCAGUACCAGUAGGAGCUUUGUUGAUACAAAUACUGAACCCCUUGGAAUCAUCUGGUGGAGUACAGGUUCACUGUCAUGUCUUAUGAAAGUGAAAUUCUAACUUUUUGCCCUAUAACUGCUUAUUAGAUUAAAGAGAAGAGAUUUAUAAAAGAGUAAUAAUAAUAAUAAUAAUAAUAAUAAUAAUAAUAAUGCAAGGAGGAGGAAAUGGACCACAAAGAGAGGAAAAAGAAAGGUUCUUUCUAUUCCUUGUUGGUUCAAAGCUUCUUUUGUUCUGGAAUGUAUUUUGGACCUUCAAAUGAUAUUUUUUUUCUCCCUCAAAAAACUUCCAAAUUGAACCUCUUUUUUUUUUUUAUAAAAAAGUCCCAAAAGAGGUGUUUAAGUAAUCUUUUGAUGAGAUGGUUCACUUUUUUAACUCCUUGCUAUGAUUUCCAACAUAAAAGAACACUGGAGGAGGCUUGAAUCUGCUCAGUUUAACUCUCUCGUUAUAGUCAAUUGCAGGCAGGCAUGGGUAAUUAAAUUUUGCAGGGAUUUGGCAUGGCCUUUUGCUUUUAAAUAUCAUUUUCCUUGGAAAGUUAUCUUACAUGCUUUAUGAGUUUUGCAGGUUCAGGCUUUCCUGCUUCUCAGGAUCGGCCUCAGUCUUUUAUCGCAGCUUACCAUGAUAUUUGUAUACAGGUUGGCUGUUUAUCUGCAGAGCGUGUUUGCAGGAUUCUAGUUCUGUGGAAGGAUUCAGAAAGCUCAUCGACCUUUUGUAAAAUAAAGAAAACAGCUAACCUUGAUACAUGGGGGAAGCUCUGCCAUUCCAGGAUCCAACUGCUGGAUUUGACAUUAAGUUUGUGAAAUUUGAGAAGCAACAAUUUAUUUUUUCAGUUAUUCAAACAUCGUUGAGUUUUUUGGUAUUUUAUCUUGUCGCUUUGGUUUGGCAUCAUGUGGGUGAGCUUGAGAGCAAAAGAAUAUAUAUCGUUAAACUUGCUUGCUUA
This is a messenger RNA of Hevea brasiliensis (rubber tree), 1932 nucleotides long. RefSeq names its product splicing factor U2af small subunit B. Lineage: Eukaryota; Viridiplantae; Streptophyta; Magnoliopsida; Malpighiales; Euphorbiaceae. The record is from RefSeq and is a predicted model, not a curated record. Gene Ontology annotation, molecular function: pre-mRNA 3'-splice site binding; metal ion binding. The transcript is spliced from 5 exons. Gene Ontology annotation, biological process: mRNA splicing, via spliceosome. The coding region runs from base 29 to 967 and encodes 312 amino acids. Gene Ontology annotation, cellular component: spliceosomal complex; U2AF complex.